Durusdinium trenchii is the source of this 1326-nucleotide messenger RNA. NCBI's taxonomy places the organism in Eukaryota, Dinophyceae, Suessiales, Symbiodiniaceae. The record is from the annotation of a GenBank genome assembly.
AUGAGUAUUUGGUGCUACACCUUCACCAAUGCGUGGAACGUGGCAUUCUUGUGGGUCUUCCUGGUCUUCGGCAGCGGAGCAUGGACAAGCGUGAUGAUCGUCCGGCGGAAUCAGCAGCAGAUCGCUGAGAUGGCCGCGCAGGGAGCGACCCGCAUGGAACAAGUGCUGCGCAACGGCCAGUGGAUCGAAGUGCCUGCCACCGAACUCGUGCUGGGAGAUGUGCUUCAGGUGGCUGAUGGCGUAGCUUCUGCAGAUUUGGUUCUGGUUUCCGGGUGCGCAGUGGUCAAUGAGAGCAUGCUCACGGGAGAACCGAUGCCGCUGCAAAAGGUCGCGGUCGAGCCCAUGAACCCUUUGCCCUUCGACUACCAGGCCCAUGGCAAGAAGCACGGCAUCUUUGCAGGCACCGAAGUGCUCCAGAGUGUCGCUGAUGAGGGCAGCAACAGCAAUCGCGGUUCCACCGUGGCCGUGGGGGUGGUGAUGGCCAUUGGAGGAAGGACGACCAAGGGCAAACUGAUCCGGAUGGUCUUGUACCCAGCAGCAGUGAAGUUCAAAUACACUGAGCAGCUGCCCAUCGUCUAUAGCUUCAUGACCAUUUGGGCCGUGAUUUGCUUGGCGGCGACCUUGAGAUAUCAGGGUCAAGGAUGGGUCACGGGCUGCUUCUCAGGCUUGGCAUUUCUCACACAGGCCUUGAACCCGAUGAUGGCAGUGUCGUUCACAUUGGGCCAAAGCUGUGCAGCAAGCCGCUUGAAGGAGAACAGCAUCUCCUGCUUGAACAUCGGCAGGAUCCCCAUUGCUGGCAAGAUUCGGACGAUGGUCUUUGACAAGACGGGCACCAUCACCCAUGGAGGCAUGGAUUUGGCGGCGGUGAUGCCUGUUGUGAACGGACAGUUUCAAGAGGAGGUGCCGGCAUCGGAGCUUCCUGGGCUUCAAGAAGAGAUCUUCCUCAAGGCCUUGGGUGGCAGUGACCAAAGCCAGAGGCCAAAGCUAGAGACCCCUGCCACCAAAGGGAAGAGCAAGACGCGUGGCAUUGCAGAGAAUGACUUCAAGGUGAAGGCAGCCUGUGCUUCAAAGGCACUCCCGAUUGAGAAGCUUGAUAGGGAGACUGUUCCUGGGAAUUGGAUCGCCCAAAGCACGGGGCGUUCGCAGUUCCUUGGUGGAGCCUUUGGAAAUGAUCCAAGUCCAUGCUCAUCCAAGUCCAUAGAGUCCAUCGAGUCCACGGAACGUUCCAAGGUUCCGCCGUCGGAGAGCCGCUCAGAGGGCGCCAGGCUCAUGGGCGCUCGGUUGAGCCACCAACGGACCUCAAUGGAGCAGCUUGUUUCGAAGUGA